Molecule: messenger RNA, 785 nt
Organism: Monomorium pharaonis (pharaoh ant)
Lineage: Eukaryota; Metazoa; Arthropoda; Insecta; Hymenoptera; Formicidae
Product: peritrophin-1
Exons: 3
Coding region: 391-693 (100 amino acids)
Cellular component (GO): extracellular region
Molecular function (GO): chitin binding
Source: RefSeq, a predicted model, not a curated record
UAAGUUUACACUUCAGAUAAUAGAUGUAGUAUAAAAAAGACACCUUCUAUACAAUGUUUUAAAACUGCAUCUGCAAGUUUUUUUUUCGUAUAUUAUAUAUGCUUAGACUGGCUAGUUUAAAACUGUAGACCGGACAAAAUAUAGAUGAGAUGAUAUUGUGAGAGCAUGUUUGCCUAUAUGAAUAAUUAAACUUGUUGGACCAGUUCUUUUCAGAAGGAGAACUUCUUUCGUUCACUAACGUCUGUGCAUCAAACUUUGAUCUUCGUAUAAAUUUAUUCGGAAUUUAAAACUUGCUUCUUAGAUUGAGAAGGUAUAAGAAGGAAGAACAUCGUGUGGAUCGCGGUGAUUUUUAUUUCUGACGACUUGCUGUUACAUCGAACAUAAGAAACGAUGAGAUCCGUGAUGCUGCUUUGCCUGAUCGUCGCUUCCGCCGUUGCUGGACCACCUGCACUGGCUGGAGUCUCGGAGGAAUUCCUGUCGCCUCAGUGUCAAACCCCCAAGUGUCCGGCCACGAAAAUCAAAGGUGACUCGCCGAUCACUUUACCUUAUCCCUUGGACUGCCUGCAAUACAUCGUCUGCGAGGAGUCCGGCCCUCGCACAGUGGCAUGUCCAGAUGAUAUGAUCUUCAACAAGAAUACCGGCAUGUGUGACACUCGACAAAACGCGAACUGUGUACCUUGUUGGCAAGGUUGAACAUCUAUCCAGAUUAUCUACGGCUUUCUUCCGAAAUUUGGGAAAAUAUUUUAAGAUUUUCUAAGUAUUCUAAUUUUAAUAAUUACAAGUGC